AUGUAUCCAGACAGAUACGUCCCAGACUAUGACCAUGGCCCAGAAAUUACUGGCAAUCGCUCUGGCUCUGGCGUCCAUCGCAUCGCGCCCUCUGGGGGCAUUCGACGCAGCAACUUCCGCCGCGACCGCCGCCGCACCAUGGAUCAUGGUCGUCUUUCUCCAUAUUUCCCCGACGAACCGGUCAUCUACGAGAACCAGCGUGUGGCCGCGGCUACCAGAGAGCCAACUCGACGCAACGACCAAUAUGCCAUGCCUCGGCUCACGAUCACGGAAGAAGGAGCAGUCACCGUCACCAGCACCCGCACAAAAGACAUUCUUGCUGCUGUCGACUGCGUUCAAGCCGACUCUACCGACACAGAAUACACGGCCGUCGUGUUUCGCUCCGACGUCCCAUACACCACGCUUGUUUUAUCCACCGGAGACAAAAGUGACAAGGUCGGCGAUGACGGUUUGGCGGGCAACUUCUGGAACUUCGUCCAACCAAAGGCCGCUAAGCAACACACCGAAGAGCCCCAGAGCAUGGAAGUUGAUCCCAAGAGCACGGAGGGUGAUCCCAAGAGCACGGCGGAUGAUCCCAACCCUCUACUCUUUUGUGGGUCGUGUAACUCACUAGAGCAUACCAUCCAGGAGUGUAUGAAAAUCGACACCGACGGCCUCAACCACAGCUGCCCUUGGUGCUGGCUGGACUACCCCCGCCCAUCCAACCCCUGUACCUGUGCCUCGGAGCAAUCUCUCGACGAUCAAUUCACUUGCCUAGUGGUCAAACGAGCCAACAUGCCCGCCUUCUACUCCGACCCACCAUGGUUCGAGAUUCUCAGACAGUACAGAACAGCCAACUCCGACGCCCCGGUCCCUGAGCACUUCCCGUGGACCAAGGAAUACGCUCUAGAUCAAAAAGACAUCAUGGAAGAUCUCCAGGACCUGUUUGAUGAGACGCACGACCCGAAAUCCCUCCCUAUUGAUCCAGCGACCCGAGACUGGGCGGCUGUUUGCGCAACCUACGGAGUGCGCGACCCUUGGAGCCUUAUGUACGGACCCAUACCGGGUUUUUGA
Molecule: messenger RNA, 1053 nt
Organism: Ilyonectria robusta
Lineage: Eukaryota; Fungi; Ascomycota; Sordariomycetes; Hypocreales; Nectriaceae
Exons: 1
Coding region: 1-1053 (350 amino acids)
Source: RefSeq, a predicted model, not a curated record